Molecule: messenger RNA, 3126 nt
Organism: Marmota monax (woodchuck)
Lineage: Eukaryota; Metazoa; Chordata; Mammalia; Rodentia; Sciuridae
Gene: Hapln2
Product: hyaluronan and proteoglycan link protein 2
Exons: 6
Coding region: 1785-2807 (340 amino acids)
Biological process (GO): cell adhesion
Molecular function (GO): hyaluronic acid binding
Source: RefSeq, a predicted model, not a curated record
UGCUAGGAAGGGGAAAUACACACUUAUGUAUAUAAGUAUAUACACAAAGUGCUUGAAGUGGUGUCAGGCAUAUUUGACUUUAAACAUUUUUUUAGUCAUUUCAGAGUUCUUUUUUAAUUUUUUAUUUAUUUUUUUAAAUACAUGAGAGUAGAAUGUAUUACAAUUCUUAUUACACAUAUAGAGCACAAUUUUUCAUAUCUUUGUAUAAAGUAUGUUCAUGCCAAUUCAUGUCUUUAUACAUGUUGAACAUUUAAGAUGUUGAUGCUAGCUGUCAUUAUAGUUGGUUCCAGAUUCAAUGUCAGUUCUCAUGUCACUCUUUUUUUUUUUUGGUGGGGGGCGGUAACUGAGAAUUGAACUCAGGAGCACUUAACCACUGAGCCACAUCCCCAGCCCUUUUUUUGUAUUUUAUUUAGAGACAGGGUCUCCCUGAGUUGUUUAGUGCCUUGAUAAGUUGCUGAGGCUGCCUUUGAACUCACAAUCCUGCCUCAGCCUCCCAGCUGCUGGAAUUACAGGUGUGUGCCACUACACCUGGCCAUGGUCACCCUUAUUUAGCAGGUUUUCCUAACAGUGCAGGAGGGUCUCUCAUUCAGAUCCUGUCGCAAGUACUCUCACUUUGAAUCACUGGGAACUUCUUACUUCUUACUUACUAAACUGUUUCUCCAGCACGUUAGUGUCUGGCCCUCAUUUGCAGGAAGAUGGAGCUCAGUUCUUUAGAUUUCUGGCUACUCUUCAGGAAGUUUCCUUUCUCUCCCCAUACCCUCUCUCUUCCUCUCAGAGGUCCUUAACGUAAGUUCAUUCAUUAAAACACCCACAGACACUCCUACUGUGUGUCACAAACAAGAGCUAAGAACUGGAGAUGAUGGUGAUGAAAGCACGCAAACACACACACACACACAUUCUGUAUCAGGAACUGCUUUAAACCCUUUACAUUUACCAUAUUAAUUCAUCAAAUCCUCACAUCUACUUACUGCUCAGUGAGGUAGGUAUACUAUUAUUAUCCACAUUUUACUAAUGCAGACAGGAGGCAGAGAGAGGUUAAAUAACUUGUUUAAAGUUCUGCAGUUAGGAUGUGGAAGAGCCACAUUUGAAAAAUAAAACCAGGUCAAAGGGUCCUCAGUCUAAUUUAAAAUAGAUAUGACAAAGAAGGGGGGAAUCUUCUGACAAAAUAGACAAUUGCAUUUGAAAUAGUUUUUUAAUAAUAUAUGGACUGAUUGAUUGAUUUUUAUGUGGUGCUGAGGAUCAAACCCAGUGCCUCUUGUAUGCUGGGCAAGUUCUCUACCACUGAGCCACAACCCCAGCCCUGAAAUAGUUUUUAUGGCUUUCUAAUUUUAUACUUUAUAACUUCUGGAAAACCUCACUUAUAUAAUCUACACAUGCACAUGAUUAUUUUCAAAUUCACACCAUUAGGUUAGAUAUUAAUAAAAUUACUUCUAAGGAAAAACAAUCCCCAGUCCAGUACAUUAGAUCACAGUGCACUACAGUAUAGCAAACUGGGAAUGAGAAGUUUUCCCAGAGGGGGUGGGGGCCAACUGAUGCCUGUGUAAAGGAGGUGACCUUCAACUGGGCUGCUUUGGAAUUUGCCAGAAGUCCAGCAUGUCUGGAGCACAGUGAAGAGUGGGGGAUGGUGAGGGACAGCACAGGGGUUGAUUUCAGACAUGCAGGGGAGACUGGAUCAUAGGGAGACUGGGAAACUGUAGUCAGGAGACUGGACUUCAUCCUCAGGACACUGGGGAGCCACUGUUUCAAGCAGGAGAUGUCAAGACAGUGCCUUCGGACUGCCCAUCAUGCCAGGUAGCCUCACCCUUCCUGCACUGUGCCGACUCCUUCUCCCUUGGGCCUUUGCCAUCUUCCACAAAGCCCUGGGGGAUUCAGCAUUCCACCCGGGCCCCCACUACCUCCUGCCCCCCAUCCACGAGGUCAUUCACUCUCGUCGUGGGGCCACGGCCACGCUACCCUGCGUCCUGGGCGCCUCGCCUCCCAGUUACAAGGUACGCUGGAGCAAAGUGGAGCCCGGGGAGCUCCGGGAGACACUGAUCCUCAUCACCAACGGACUGCACGCCCGGGGCUAUGGGCCUCUGGGAGGGCGCGCCAGGAUGCGUAGGAGCCAUCGCCUGGACGCCUCCCUGGUCAUCGAGGGCGUGCGCCUGGAGGACGAGGGCCGGUACCGCUGCGAGCUGGUCAACGGCAUCGAGGACGAGAGCGUGGCGCUGACUUUGCGCCUGGAAGGUGUGGUGUUUCCCUACCAACCCAGCCGCGGCCGGUACCAGUUCAAUUACUACGAGGCGAAGCAGGCGUGCGAGGAGCAGGACGGACGCCUGGCCACUUACAGCCAGCUGUACCAGGCGUGGACCGAGGGGCUGGACUGGUGUAACGCGGGCUGGCUGCUGGAGGGCUCCGUGCGCUACCCGGUGCUCACCGCGCGCGCUCCGUGCGGCGGCCGAGGGCGGCCGGGCAUCCGCAGCUACGGGCCACGCGACCGCAAGCGCGACCGCUACGACGCCUUCUGCUUCACCUCGGCUCUGGCAGGCCAGGUGUUCUUCGUGCCUGGGCGACUGACGCUCUCUGAAGCGCACGCGGCGUGCCGGCGGCGCGGGGCGGUGGUAGCCAAGGUCGGGCACCUCUACGCCGCCUGGAAGUUCUCGGGGCUGGACCAAUGCGACGGCGGCUGGCUGGCGGACGGCAGCGUGCGCUUCCCCAUCACUGCUCCGCGGCCGCGCUGCGGGGGCCUCCCGGACCCCGGGGUGCGCAGCUUCGGCUUCCCCAGACCCCAGCAGGCGGCCUACGGGACCUACUGCUACGCGGAGUAGAAUCCACAGCUCCCCAUCAGCGCCCGCCAAGAAGAGUGGUGGCGGGGUCACUUGCCGCCCCUUUCCCAGGAGCCUUCUGUCACGCCACACGCGGAGUGGUCCCUCCUGACCUGCCUUCCCAGCCGGGGGCUGCGGGCCACGGACUCCGGCUGGCCCAACUUUGGGGAGGGGAGGUGGUGGCAUCCCCCGCGGCUGCGUGCGACCCUUGGACCCAUUGACCGCAGACCCACGGGGUUCCCAUCCCAGAGAACGCAGACACACAGGGCGGAGGGCCGCCCCGAGGAAUUAACUGGCCUCUGCGUACAGUAAUAAAAUAACG